AUUUUCUAUGGCUUCUGGUUCACUGUUGAAGGUGAAUGUCCUCUCGUGUCUGUCAGCAUUUGCUGUCAAUGGCUUUCAUGAUUUAUUUUAUUUGAAUGUCUGGGCUUUUUACACUUUCGUCCAAAGAAACCAAUAAUGGAUAUUCUAUGGAUUUUAUGGAUAAUGCCCACUGUAAUAGCUGUAGAAGAAACACUAAUGGACUCUACCACAGCGACAGCUGAGCUGGGCUGGACAGUCUAUCCCGUGUCAGGUUCCAGUGACAACAGCUGGGAGGAGGUGAGUGGAUACGACGAGAACAUGAACACCAUUCGCACCUACCAGGUGUGUAACGUGUUCGACAACAACCAGAACAACUGGGUCCGCACCAAGUACAUCCGGCGCCGGGGUGCACAGCGCAUCCACGUGGAGAUGAAGUUCUCCGUGCGAGACUGCAGCUCCAUCCCCAACGUGCCCGGCUCCUGUAAAGAGACUUUUAACCUGUACUACUAUGAGUCAGACUCGGACAUGGCCAACAAGGUGUCCCCGGCCUGGAUGGAGAACCCCUGGAUCAAGGUGGAUACCAUCGCAGCCGACGAGAGCUUCUCCCAGGUGGACCUGGGUGGCCGGGUGAUGAAGAUCAACACAGAGGUGCGGAGCUUUGGCCCCGUGUCCAAACACGGCUUUUAUCUGGCCUUUCAGGACUACGGCGGCUGCAUGUCACUCAUCGCCGUGCGAGUCUUCUACCGGAAGUGUGCCCGCGUCAUCCAGAACGGGGCCGUGUUCCAGGAAACCUUGUCGGGGGCGGAGAGCACAUCUCUAGUGGCAUCGCGUGGCGUGUGUAUCCCCAACGGGGAGGAGGUGGACGUGCCCAUCAAGCUCUACUGCAACGGGGAUGGCGAGUGGAUGGUCCCUAUCGGGCGCUGCAUGUGCAAGGCUGGCCACGAGGCUGUGGAGAACGGGACUGUGUGUAGAGCUUGUCCAUCGGCCUUCUUCAAGCCUAUACAGGGUGAUGCAUCCUGCAUGCAGUGUCCAAUCAACAGCCGUACCACCAAUGAAGGAGCCACUAACUGUGUGUGCCGCAACGGUUACUAUCGCACCGACUCAGAUCCCAUCCAGAUGCCCUGCACAACGGUGCCGUCUGCUCCUCAGAAUGUUCUGUCCAUCGUGAAUGAGACGUCUCUGAUGCUGGAGUGGCAGCAUCCUAGGGAGUCAGGUGGUCGUGAGGACGUGGUCUUCAACAUCAUCUGUAAGAGCUGUGGAGGGGGCCGGGGAGGCUGCACGCGCUGUGGCGACAACGUCCAGUUUGUACCCCGCCAGCUGGGUCUGACUGAGCCCCGGGUCUACAUCAGUGACCUGCUGGCCCACACACAGUACACCUUUGAGGUGCAGGCCGUCAACGGUGUCUCUGACCAGAGCCCCUACUCACCACAGUACUCCUCCGUCAACAUCACAACCAACCAGGCUGCUCCAUCGACAGUGUCCAUCAUGCACCAGGUCAGUCGUACCGUGGACAGCAUCACUCUGUCCUGGUCUCAACCAGACCAGCCCAAUGGAGUCAUUCUGGACUAUGAACUGCAGUACUACGAGAAGGACCAGACCGAGUACAACUCAACCAUCAUAAAGAGCCAGACUAACACAGUGGUCAUCCGUGGUCUCAAAUCAGGGGCAAUCUAUGUGUUCCUGGUUCGCGCCCGGACCGUGGCCGGAUUUGGGCGCUACAGUGGCAAGCUCUACUUCCAAACCAUGACUGAAGAGGAGUACAACACCAGCAUUCAGGAGAAGCUGCCUCUCAUCAUCGGCUCUGCAGCUGCAGGUCUGGUCUUCCUCAUCGCAGUGGUUGUCAUCGUCAUCGUCUGCAACCGGCGUGGCUUUGAGAGGGCAGACUCAGAGUACACAGACAAGCUGCAGCACUACACCAGUGGCCACAUGACUCCAGGAAUGAAGAUAUAUAUUGAUCCGUUUACAUAUGAGGACCCCAACGAGGCAGUGAGGGAGUUUGCUAAGGAGAUUGACACUUCCUGUGUGAAGAUUGAGCAAGUCAUUGGCGCAGGAGAGUUCGGGGAGGUGUGCAGUGGGAACCUGAGGCUCCCAGGCAAAAGGGAGAUGUUUGUGGCCAUCAAGACGUUGAAGUCGGGUUACACAGAGAAGCAGAGGCGGGACUUCCUGUCUGAGGCGUCCAUCAUGGGUCAGUUUGACCACCCCAACGUGAUCCACCUGGAGGGUGUGGUCACCAAGAGCGCCCCUGUCAUGAUCAUCACUGAGUUCAUGGAGAACGGAUCACUGGACUCCUUCCUCAGACAAAACGACGGUCAGUUCACAGUGAUCCAGUUGGUGGGCAUGCUGCGUGGCAUCGCCUCUGGUAUGAAGUACCUGGCCGACAUGAACUACGUCCACCGCGACCUGGCCGCACGCAACAUCCUGGUCAACAGCAACCUGGUCUGCAAGGUGUCCGACUUCGGCCUGUCCCGAUUCCUGGAGGACGACACGUCAGAUCCCACCUACACCAGUGCCCUGGGAGGGAAGAUCCCUAUCCGAUGGACAGCCCCUGAAGCCAUCCAGUACAGGAAGUUCACGUCCGCCAGUGAUGUCUGGAGCUACGGUAUCGUCAUGUGGGAAGUCAUGUCCUAUGGAGAGAGACCUUACUGGGACAUGACCAAUCAAGACGUGAUCAAUGCCAUAGAGCAGGACUACCGGCUGCCCCCUCCCAUGGACUGCCCCUCGGCCCUGCACCAGCUCAUGCUUGACUGCUGGCAGAAGGACCGUAACAACCGGCCCAAGUUCAGCCAAAUUGUCAACAACCUGGACAAGAUGAUCCGCAACCCCAACAGUCUGAAGGCCAUGACCCCGCUGUCUUCAGGUGUCCAUCUUCCUCUCCUGGACCGCAGUGUUCCAGACUUCUCCAGCUUCAGUACUGUGGACGAGUGGCUGGAUGCCAUCAAGAUGGGCCAGUACAAAGACAACUUUGCCAAUGCUGACUUCGCCAGCUUUGAUGUGGUUUCCCAGAUGACCAUGGAUGACAUCCUGAGCGUGGGCGUGACGUUAGCAGGCCACCAGAAGAAGAUCCUGAACAGUGUGCAGAUGAUGCGUGCCUCCAUUAACCAGAUCCAGUCUGUGGAAGUUUGACCAUCCAGAAUGGAGCAGAAGAGAGGAGAGCAGAAGAGAGGAGAGCAGAAGAGAGGACAGCAGAAGAGAGGAGAGCAGAAGAGAGGACAGCAGAAGAGAGGACAGCAGAAGAGAGGACAGCAAAAGAGAGGACAGCAGAGGAGAGGACAGCAGAGGAGAGGAGCAGAGAAGAGGGGAUUGGGAUGCAGGCUCUGGGUUCACGGAUGGAGUGGAGGUGUUUUUGCUUGACUGUGAACCUUGUCUUCCUACCAAACAACCAUCCAUCCACGGUCCCCUUUUUCAAUCCCUCUCCUGUCCUCCUCUAUCCCCUCAUCCAAAGUCCCCAUAACCUUUCAGGAUCAGCUCUGGAGGUUUGUGGCCAGCAGGUCUACAUGACCAGACAUCAAUCAAUGUGGCCAACAAGGUUCCUUCUUGGAACCAGGAUCAUGAGAGGUUACUGACCAGUGACACAUUUCUACUUCCAUCUUCCACCUCGUUUUUUUUUUACGGUGAACUUUUUUCUUACAUUUUUUGGUUUGUUUGAUUUAAGAAUUUUGUAAAGAAUUUUGUAAAGAAAAAAAAGUUGAGGAAACUCAAGGAGUCUAUAAGUAUAGAUGUAAACUAGGUGAACUGACUAGAAAGACUACCCUUUAAAAGGGUAACAGACAAGAAGACAAUGAAAAAUGGGAGAUUUCAAGACCAUCACUUUCAAAAAGAAACUGAAAUAUUAUAUGUUGUUUUUUUUUACUUGGGAAACAGGAAAGAAACAUAUAUCUUUGCUGCCUCCCCAAAAGCAAACAGCAGAAUAGACUGAGGAACUUGAUCUACACUCCUAUGGUUGACUUGGGAGACAAAAUGGUGUGAGCACCAUGGAAUGGACAUCUUUUGGCAGAAACUACUACCAUGAACAAAUUCAAGAAAUUCAGUUAUCUACCAAUUUAAAGCAACACUUAAAAAAUAAAAAAUAAAUACCUUUUCUCAUAACAAGUAAUUUCAUUUUUCUGUGUGAAAAUGUUGAAGAUUUUCUCUCACUUGCUUCCUCUCACCGUGGGAAAGUUUAUAUUUUUUCAAUGAAAACAUCACAACCUGCCAAAUGGAACAUCCUCCCUGUGUACCUCAGAUGAUGUCAUGGUCCUGUACAUAUCAGAUGCACUUGACAAUGGGACUGUGAUGUCAUCACUAUGAGCCAGACAUAGUUACUAAGACCUGGAAGUGAUGGAUUUAAAUUGUUUCUUUGGGUGACUAGAGGGAGGUUUUUCUUUGUUGUUAUUAUUCAUUUCAUUUUCAUUUUUUCAAAAUGUUAGUUGUGGAUUUUGAAGAAUCAGUGUAAUAAACAGCAAACAUACAGUACUUCCUCCAUGGAUGAAUGGAAAAAAAUAACAUUAUGGGUGUUUUCCCUAUAAUGUUUACAUAGGAGGGCACAUAUGUUUUGGUCGUCACAUUAUCUGCACUCUUAGAAAAACAGGUACUAUCUAGAACCUAAAAUGGUUCUUCAGUUGUCCCCAUAGGAGAACCCUUUGAAGAACCCUGUUUGGUUCCAUGUAAAACCCUUUCCACAGAGGUUUUCCACAGAGGUUCUACAUGGAACCAAAAGAGUUCCACCUGGAACCAAAAAGGCUUCUCCUAUGGGGACAGCCGAAGGACCAUUUUGGAACCCUUUUUUCUAAGAGUGUAGAGUUUCCCCCCGUGUUUUAAACUUCACUGAGUGUGUGUGUGUGUGUGUGUGUGUGUGUGUGUGUGUGUGUGUGUGUGUGUGUGUGUGUGUGUGUGUGUGUGUGUGUGUGUGUGUGUGUGUGUGUGUGUGUGUGUGUGUGUGUGUGUGUGUGUGUGUAUAUGUGUGUGUGUCUGCGUGAGUGCGAAUGUGCGUGUGUAUGCGUGUGUGUGUGGCUAAAUGUGCUCUGUGUUACAAAGCAACAGCUCCCAAAGCUGAAGGGCUAGUGUUUGAUAGCAUGCUGAGUUAAUGAUUGAUUUCACAGAGCUUUGAUAUGUUACACUUUACAGAACACUGUUCCGUAAGCGCUUGGAUUUGAUACACUUUACAAAAUAUAAUGUGCUUACAUUAUAUUUAGCUUUUUUUUUAAGGUUUCGUUUUUAAUUUAAAGUAACUUUAUAUUGAAGUGUUAGGGUUUUAACACCACAUAUGGUUAUCUCACAUUGGUAUGGUCACGGACAAAUCUUUUCACAACUGGGCAGUAAGUAACAUUAGCAUGGGAUAGUGGAUUAUUUUACACAUAUUAUUAUAAUUAUUGUACAUCAUGGAUGAUGGGGAGCACUUGUGACAGCUUUUCCAAGUAGUCUAUUGGCAGGGUCUGUGAACACAGAUCAUACGAUACAAUAGGCCUCCAUGCCCUUGUGGAAUUUUAGGAAAUCAUUGUUGGUGCACAAGCAUUUCUGAUAAGUGGAGUCCUUGAGACUUCUAUUUUCAUUUUAUAGAUACAUAUUGCAUUUACUAUAUGGCUUCUGUGAAUAGCUGUCUGAUGAACGGAAAGCUAUCUAUCAUUGUCAAUGUCAUUGAGGCCGAUGUGUUGUUUGAGGGGUUAGGGAGCCUGGGGAGGUCCUGUGUUAGUCAAAACCCAUGGAUUCCCUAGAGAUGGUAAAUCACACAGUUUACAAACUCAGGCAAAUGAGAUCAGUACUGCAGAGCUGCUAAUGGAUAGAUCCACUGAGACAGGCCCAGUACUCGAUAUAGACUGAGGAGCCAGACAUGGAUCUCUAUCUGGUGCCCAUUGCUCAUUCCUAGUGGGGGUCCACAGCCUGAUCACAGACCCGCUGACCAGACAGUGAUUCCGUCUAUUUCUCCUCAGAGCUAAACACACGCCUCAGAUCCCCUGCUCUUCUCCUCCCACUGUGCUCUGCUUUCUCAGAUCCAUGACUUUGUGACUCUGCAUGUUGUCAUGUUGACAGACCAGGUUUGUUUAAAAAACAGACAGAAUUUAUAUAGGCAACACACAACCUGAGGGCCCCGUAUUGGUCUCACAGCAGGUGGCUAUGUAAGCGGAGGUUCUUCCACAAAGAACCUUGCUGUCUGAACAGAACUUUGCUGUCUGAACAGAACAGGAGAGGUGUCCUAUAGCACAAAAGGAGUGAAAUCCCACCUUAGCUCUCAUCUGUCACUUAGUCCCCAACUUAUUCCACCCAUUAACCCAUAUGGCCAUCCAGAGUCUUUACAAACCUUUGGCAGGAGCAUUGGGGUUUUCAUCCAGCUUCUGUAACAUCAUCCUCCCUUUAGUUUUCUGUCUACAGUACUGUGUCACCCUGCAUAUUCCAGUGCAGACUCCAUGCAGAUGAAACAGCAGGAAGUACAUCACUCUCACUGUUAGUCAUUGCCCAGAGUGAAAGGGUAAAUUAUUCUGUGACCCAACUAUCACUGAUGCCACUGUGCUGUUUCCUUUAAAAAAUAAAUGUGCUAAAUAAUCUUCCUUUCCAUCUCAAAACACUUUAAUAUUUGAGGGCACCUCAGUGAUAUUCAGUAAAGAGCCAGCAGGCUGAGUCAGUCUUCCCAAGAUAUAGACAGAUAUCCCACUGUCAGGGCAAUUUCUGUUCAGGAAAUCAGGCUCAGCAGUACAGCACUAAUAUUUGUGCUGAAGACAGACAGACGGAGUCUUGUGUCACUUGCAAAUGUCUCCAUUCAUGCUCUCUGAGCUGUUUGGUGAUAGUGUCAAAUUAAGGUGAUUAAGCGGGGGUGCUUAAACAAACUAUGUUUCCCCGUGUGACGUUCAAUCAAAAUACAGUAUGAUAUUUUUUUUAUAAUGAUGAACUUAAACACACAGUAGUGGUGGACUCGUAUUUAGAGGUAUAGGAACGUAAAUAUAGGUAUUAAGAAAGUGUUUUUAUUGUCUUGAAUUAUUCUUGGAGGAGUAGGUUUGGUGUGUUACUUUGUUGAGAGAAUCUAGAUUCAUAAGGAGUUGAGUCAACACUUUUAGUGGUUGCUCAUUGUGGAGCUAUGGAGACUGCUGAAAGCACUGUGCAAACUAUUUAUUUAUUCUGUAUCUGAACCUAAUGGCAUAAAGAAACCUUGUUUUUUCACCCAUAGUUCAUCCAGAGCUAUCAUUUGCUAUUCGCCGGGGAAGAAACUGUCAUCCCUCCUUCUUUUAUUUUUAAAACGUUGAUAGCCUCCAGUAGAGCUCUGUGGUACUGUUUCAAAGCCCAUGCCUUCUGAUAAAACCCCUUGGCACAGUGGUCCUUUCUGGGCCCAUUGUAAUGGACCUGUAGUAUGUGAUUAAUCGAUCUGAUGGGAUUAUGAUGGGGGGGUUUUCAGAAUAGGUUCUGCUCACACUGAGGAUUAGACUUCCCUGUGUGAAUCCAUGAUGGUCAUUAUGCCACAAUAUCUCAUGUGAUGUCUCACUCAAUAGUUAUCUCUGGUGUGAAAUUAAAGGUUUUAAAGCACCACCAUAAGUACUGCAUAUGGGUUACUUUAUACAUAGAUGGAAUCAAGGAUAUUUUUACAUUGUUGAGAUUUUGCAGCUAGUUGAAGACGAGGAGAAGCUAAAAAGGUAUAAACACACACAUAUAGUUUUUUGUUGAAUGAUUGUGUAUUUUUCUUCCAAAGGCCACUGAAAUAACAGGCAUUUUCUAGACAGCAACUUUACACUUUCAUGAGUUUCCAUUUUUCAUGAGAACAUCAAAAAUGCUCAAUUUCUGAAGAAAAAAACCCAAAAUAUAUUCUGUAGUUAUUUUUGAUGUACUAUGUGCUUCACAAACAUAAAAUCUUGGGCUACCAUCACUACAAUUAUUUAACAGUGCAGGGCAAUCUCCUUCAUACUCUCCGUUUUCAAUGUCCAGGCUCAUGCGACAGAUCAGAAAUAAAGGAGCAUAGAUGCAUUAUGAUUAAACAUUGAGAACAGAAUAUAACUGUGUUUUUUUGCAGUAGGGUUCUUUGUUUGGAAUAAACAAGAUACCUUGCUCCAGUAUCACAGAACUCUGUCCUCUGCGCUUUUGUACAUCUAAAACGCUUGUCUUUGUUUCAAUGGCUUGUAUCUGCAGAUACAGUUGAUGUUUCACUGUCAAUGCGCAUGUUAACUAAUGCAUAACAAUCUUUUAUUUAUAAAUCAAAACCAAUGUAUCUGAGAUGUUGAUUCAAUGCAUUGCGGACGCAAAGAACAUUUCCCCUACUGUGUUCCGAUUUUUGAAGGACGGACGAAAACCAUUAUGUCUCAAUGUUACAAUUACAUGACAGUGUGCAUAAACACAAGCUGUGCCGGCUCGUACUCAUUGGUCUGUGUUUGUGGACCAUCCAAAUAUGCCCCGAGCAGCAGUCCGCCUGCCUGCGUGGCUGUCAGUUCUGUGUGUAUAGAAAAUGGCUCCUGUGGAUAACUCUCUUACGUAAAGCGUCAGAGCCCCCUCUACUGACAUGGUGGCUAAUAGCAGUCUAGUUGUGACAAAUUUCCAUGUGUUCCUUACGUUGUCUUAUCCCCCCACAUCCCCCUUCCUCCCCUAUGUUCUUACCUCUCUGGCUGUUGGUAAAGACAGGCUGAAGAUGGUCCUGUCUCCCCUGGCCUGUUGUAGCUCUCGUAGAACAGUGCCGGCCCUGACCACUGUGACUGAUGUGGGAGGUCCUGUAUUUCUGUAUAAAUGUACAUUGACUGUAACCCUGUGAAUGAUGUAACAAUUUCAUUAUUUGUAAUAUUGUAAUUGGUUUAUUUUCUAAAAAUGGAAAGCCCAACUUGACUCUCCUCAAUAAAAAAAUGAGAUCUGUUAUA
This is a messenger RNA of Salvelinus fontinalis (brook trout), 8780 nucleotides long. RefSeq names its product ephrin type-B receptor 2. Gene Ontology annotation, biological process: axon guidance; protein phosphorylation; cell surface receptor protein tyrosine kinase signaling pathway. Gene Ontology annotation, molecular function: transmembrane-ephrin receptor activity; ATP binding; protein binding. The transcript is spliced from 16 exons. Bases 136 to 3102 code for a protein of 988 amino acids. The record is from RefSeq and is a predicted model, not a curated record. Gene Ontology annotation, cellular component: plasma membrane; neuron projection. Lineage: Eukaryota; Metazoa; Chordata; Actinopteri; Salmoniformes; Salmonidae.